Messenger RNA from Magallana angulata, 931 nucleotides. RefSeq names its product failed axon connections homolog. The transcript has 6 exons. NCBI's taxonomy places the organism in Eukaryota, Metazoa, Mollusca, Bivalvia, Ostreida, Ostreidae. The coding region runs from base 44 to 904 and encodes 286 amino acids. The record is from RefSeq and is a predicted model, not a curated record. Gene Ontology annotation, cellular component: cytoplasm.
CACCAGUCCAAUCAUUUAAAUCAGACUGACCAUCCUAGAUAUAAUGUAUUUCAUCGAAGUUGUUAGAAAGGUUGUUGAAAACCACUUCAAAGAAAUCAGCGUUGUUGCUCUUUCUAGUGCUAUAGUACUAGUGGUAAAAAGGUUCAGACGAAAACCAAGGCAACCCUACCCCCGGGAUGUCGUUAUACACCAUCAGGUGGGGCGAGGCCCGUUCGCUCCCAGCAUAAUGCCUUUUGCAGUCAAACUGGAAACCUAUCUUCGGAUGGUCAAAGUACCAUAUAUGAAUAUACACGACAGCUACCAAAAACGAAGUUCCAAGGGAAAGUUGACUUGGAUUGAGUACAAUGGGGUGAAAGUGGCCGAUUCCGAGUUUUCCAUCGAAUUUAUCAACAAGACUUUCAAUGUCGACCCAGACCAAAAUUUGAGUGAAGAACAAAAAGCCAUGGCGUAUGCAAUGCAAAUCAUGAUCGAAGAACAUACGUAUUGGGCGGUCACCCUCUUUCGAUGGGUUUAUGAGCGGGCUGAGAAAAUCAACCAAUACUUGGGUAUCCCCAGCAUACUGCGGUACGUUUUGGUGGAGGGGCUGAGGAAGAAAUGCAAGGCCCAGGGACUUGGUCUCCACAGCCCCCAAGAGGUCCGCCGUGUAAUGAUAGCCGACCUCCGAACCCUGGACACGUUCCUCGGAAAUAAAGAUUUCAUACUUGGAGACAAUCCUUGCAAAGCGGAUUGUGCAAUAUUUGGUCUUCUGUCGCAAAUGUACUACCAGUCUUUUGGAGGAGAAAAUGAAACGGCAAUCAAAGAAUUUCCUAAACUUUGGACUUACUGCGAGAGAAUGAAGGCGCGAUUCUGGCCGGACUGGGAUGAUUGUAUAACGCACGGUGGUACAACUAUUGCCACAGUGUAACACGGUGUAACACUGAAGUAUGACAAC